This is a messenger RNA of Rotaria sp. Silwood1, 306 nucleotides long. The record is from the annotation of a GenBank genome assembly. NCBI's taxonomy places the organism in Eukaryota, Metazoa, Rotifera, Eurotatoria, Philodinida, Philodinidae.
AUGCUCAAUUACAAUAUAACAAAAGAAUUUGUACGAUUACAACAAGAACAAAUUCAACAACAAAAAGUUCUUAUUACGUCUCCGACACAUACAAUCGAUUCAUCACAAACAAAUAAUAAUCAAAAAUCAUUAAUAUCAAAUACACAAUCAUUAACUAAUAUUGAUGGAAAAUCAACUAGCCCAAAGUUAAUAAAAAGAACAAAAAAAUUAUUCGAUUCAAUUGAUGACGAUGAAAGUGGAACGCCAGAAACAAGACUUGUUGAAACAAAUUCAAAUAUUCGUAAUAAUUUAUAUCAAACAACAUGA